This is a messenger RNA of Colletotrichum graminicola M1.001, 1596 nucleotides long. RefSeq lists its product as uncharacterized. The record is from RefSeq and is a predicted model, not a curated record. The transcript has 4 exons. NCBI's taxonomy places the organism in Eukaryota, Fungi, Ascomycota, Sordariomycetes, Glomerellales, Glomerellaceae. Bases 1 to 1596 code for a protein of 531 amino acids.
AUGAGGUUGAACUUCUUUGUUACGUCGCCAAAAAACCCCAUCUUGAUUUUGCGCGUAUUGACAGAGCUCUGCGCCAUCACCUUGGCGGCUCUCGUUGUGGUUGUCGUGGAAGACCUGCAAUGGGCACUGGCAUCUCGUCCAGGCGGUAUCAGCCUGUUACACUUUGUCGGGUUGGACUCCGGCACAGGCGUAUGGGGACUAUUGCGUCUCUUGGCGACGGCUGAAUGGAAGCAUAAGUACUCUAGUCUGUUUCGUCUUCUCGUCAUCUGCUCAAUCCCUCUGCCUGGCGUUAUUCUGAUGGGCGCUAUCUCUAUCGACAUGGUCACAUUUCCUGAAAAGACAUACAACGUAUCCGCUGGGGUUGCUCCAUUCAACACCUCGUACGUCUACAGCAUAGGGCAAUCCACGGCGACAGCACUAUUGGUGCAAAUGGGUAGCCCUACCUGGUCAGACAGAGACUCGUACUCUCUGGACCCUUUGGAUCAUGAUUCAGGGAAAUGCACCGACGCGAACGGCCAUUGGGCAGCUUGUGAUGAAUCGCACAUGCUCACAGGCGGUAUUGUAUCCGUGGCCCCUCAAUCAGACGAUCUAAAACAAUAUCCGGACUCUACGACAUACGUUGUUCCUAACACUCGGGUCGUGCAGCUCGAGUACGGCACGGUGCACGAUCUACAAAAGCUUCGCGCAACAGGCAAAUGCGUGCUGCUCGGCGCUGCCAGUGCUGCCUCGUACUGGUGUACUGCUGUUGGCGAAGAUAAGGAAUUUCUGUUUGGCUCCGCGUACUGCCCAAUCUCACUGCAAACGACCAACUCCUGCAUCAACAAUACGGAUUGGACCGACCCCCUGGAGCUCGCCUCCUCGCUUUUCGUGUAUUCUCGUCUUGCCACCAUCACCUACGAUCGCGGGAACUUCUCUAUACUCUCUGUGACCGAUUUGUCAACACCAAAGCGGGACGUCAUUGCCCUUGACGAUUACAUGCUCUCACUAUCCGUAGUGAUCCCAGGCUUCAACGCGAGCGCCGACUCGAUGAAAGGCGAUAACUCAGCUCUUGCUAUUUAUGCUGUGACAGCACUACCGAUCAAUGACAGCGAGGUGGCGAAGAAGCAGUCGUUGAAAGCUAUACGCAAGGCCAUGUCGGUGCCGUUCCACUACUUCCAGGCAAACUACGAGUCUGUCGGACCCUCGGUCUGGGAGCUUCCAGGGCCCCGUGAGGGCUUGCCAGAGGAUAUGUACACCACCAUGUCUAUAUCCAUUCUCAGCCAUGAAGUUAUUGCGGGCCAAGUGAGCAGGUGGCUUUUCGUGCUCGUGAGCGGGCUGAUCCUGCUUUUGGCGGCAGCUAUAAUCGUGGCCACGUCAAAGGUCUGCGGAAACAGACCAGAUAGAUGCGGCUACCCGACUCUGGACUUCGCCGCCGUGUGCGCGGUAAAGGGAGGAAUACCGCCUGCGCCGGCAGACUGGGGAGAUAACCCAGAGGCGGCUCGCAGUGAACCAUCUCAUGCGAGCAGGCUAUAUCGAAGCCUGACACAACUGGGUCAGAAGCCCAGACGCUUUGAUGUGGCUAAGAAUAUCAAAAAUGACAGGGUCAUUAUCGGUUAG